AUGUACAAAAUAAAAGAACUGCCGUCAUUCUUGUAUACAGAUGAAAGUUACUUGACAAACGGGUAUUUAGAAACCAUUAUAGAUUGGAUUCCAGGAAUGAAAGGAAUCCAGCUAAAGCAUUUUCCCAGCAACAUAAGAACAACAAACCCUCACGACAAAAUUCUUACAUUCUGUACUGACGCUACACAAAAGGCCCACAGUGUUGAAUACAAUAUUAUUCACACAUUUGACACACUGGAAACUAGUAUUGUUGAUGCUCUUUCAUCCACGAUUCCUCACGUUUACACAGUGGGACCUGUACAGUUACUUCUUAAUCGGAUUCCGGCAGAUGAAAAGCAAGCCACAAUGUCAAAUUUCAAAGGAUACAGCUUAUGGAAAGAAGAACCAGAGUGUUUACAGUGGCUCGAAUCCAAGGAACCAAAGUCUGUGAUUUAUGUUAACUUUGGGAGUUCAACAGUAAUGUCCUUAGAAGAUCUUACAGAAUUCGGUUGGGGACUUGCAAAUAGUAACCAAUAUUUCCUUUGGAUAAUUAGAUCCGGUGUUGUUGUCGGAGAAUCCUCAGUUUUGCCACCUGAAUUUGAGGAGUAUAUUAAAGAGAAGGGUUUCAUAGCAAGCUGGUGCCCACAAGAAAAAGUCCUGGAGCACCCUUCCAUCGGAGGGUUCUUGACUCACGGUGGUUGGGGUUCCACAAUUGAGAGCUUGUCGGCUGGGGUACCAAUGAUUUGUUGGCCUUAUGGGUGGGAUCAGCCGACUAAUUGUAGGUAUAUAUGUAAGGAAUGGGAGGUUGGACUGGAGAUGGUAAAGGACGUUAAAAGGGAGGAAGUCAGUAAGCUUGUACAUGACUUGAUGCUCGGAGAAGAAAGUCACCGUAUGAGGAAGAAGGCCAUGGAGUGGAAGGAAAAGGCUUACGCUGCGACAGGUCCCAGUGGUUCAUCUUCCUUGAAUGUGCAAAAACUUGUCGAGGAAAUAUUUAUGCUGUCAAGGAACUAA
Molecule: messenger RNA, 990 nt
Organism: Lactuca virosa
Lineage: Eukaryota; Viridiplantae; Streptophyta; Magnoliopsida; Asterales; Asteraceae
Source: the annotation of a GenBank genome assembly